AAAUUGAAUUAUGCUUCAUUUAAUUGGGGCCAUAAUCAUUUUUUUCAGUGUACUCCUGAUCCAAUAGAUAAAAGUUGGCUUGCAUCUGACAUCCAGAAGAACACGAGAAACACCUUGAAGAUGUUUAAAACAUUAAGCCAGGAAAUCAUCUCAUCCUCAAUACUCUACAUUUUACUUUUUACCCAAAAAACAGGACAGACAGGUAAGUCUCACACCAAACUCAACCUUACCCCAGACAGAUUAAAGUUCAUCACGGUGUUUAUAGUGAAAGUGUUGUUUUUAGGCUUUUAUUGUUACAGGAAGCAAACGUUGCUCUGUACACCACAGAAAAAUCACAUCAGUGUCUGUGGAGACUGACAUCAGCUGAGAUAUCAUAUGAACUUUACCAAAGAGAAGACUAUGGAUUCAGUGGGAUUGAAUGUGAUUGAAACAGCAGCUCUUGGGAGACCCUUCCAGCUGGGUAUGCUGUAUGACUGCAGAAAAGAUGCAUUAAUACCAGGACACAGGCUCCUCACUAAAGAGCGGAUGGAUCAGAAUAUCUGUGCUCAUUCUCAGAUUAACACAGUAUUCACAGUUACAGCUUCAGAUUCACUUACAGAAAAAUCUAAAGUAUUGAAUAUUGAUGGUGGAGUGAAACUGAGUGUUUUAGGAGGACUCAUUGAAGUAGGAGGAGCUGCCAGAUAUCUCAAAGACACCAAGAAGUCCUUCAGUCAACAGAGAUUGACAUUGUUUUAUCACUCAACCAGUCAAUUUAAAGAGCUGACUAUAAAUCACUUGACUUCUGGAGAUUUCCUUCAUUAUGAUGAUGAUGUAGCCACACAUGUAGUGACAGCAGUGCUGUAUGGAGCAGAUGCCUGCUUUGUGUUUGACAGAGAAGUUUCAGCAGAUGAAGAUAAAAACAAAGUAGAUGGAGAAGUCAAAGUCGCCUUAAAACAUCUUAAAGGUAUUUCAGUCGGUGCAAAGCUCGAUCUGGAUGACAAUCACAAGACUGCGCUCCAAAAAUUCAGCUGUACAUUUUAUGGUGACUUUCAGCUGUCAUCUAAUCCGACUACAUUUGAAGAAGCUGUGAAGAUUUUUGAGGAUCUUCCCAAUCAACUGGGAGAAAACAAAGAACUUGUUGUUCCUUUAAGAGUCUGGCUUUAUCCUCUGGACAAACUUUACUCAAAAGCAGUAAAGUUUCAACAUGACAUCAGCAUCAAUCUAAUCACAGAUCUUGAAUCAGUCAUUGAGAGUUUAAGUACAACUGAGAUGAAAUGCAGUGAUCUUCUGACAGAUUCAGCUGCUUUGACUUUUCUUCAGUUUCGUGACAAAAUCAAUGACAUGAAGCAAAACUGUUACAAGUACAAACUGAAUCUCAUGAAGGACCUCGGCUCUCUGUUACCAAAACUUCGUGGUAAAUUUCUAGAAGAAACAGCACUGAUUGAUCUUCUGCGUGAACACGAGGAAUCUCCAUUUAACAGAAAUGCUCUUGAACAAUGGCUGAAAGAGAAAGAAGAAGAAUCUGAUGUCAUUAAAAUCCUCCUAACACAACUGAAUGACUCUGGAGCAACAGUAGAGGUCAACCUAAAGAAAAUUAUGAUGGAUCUGGAAGUUAAAAAAAUUGUCAGCUACACUUUUACAUCUUUGGGUUUUUCAGAUGAUCUUCUUUCUAAACAAAAGGCCAACCUGAGAUCUGAGACAAAGAGAAAAAAUGAUGAGAACACAACAGAUUCACAAUGCAAGACCUGGCUCACGUCUGACAUCCAGAAGAUUAUGAGGAAAAACUUAAAGAUGUUUAAAAACUUGAUUGAUAUAACAGAUUGCAAAUCAACCAAAUUUAUUGUUGCAUCAAAAGAAAUGAAAGAAUAUCCCGGUUCAUGCAUUCUUCACUACAGAAAUGGAUGUGAUGAAGGUGUUUGCUUUACUCCUCCAUUAAAACCAGACUGUCCAAUCAUUGAAGAGAUCAGAUACGAUCAAGUUGUUUUGAAGGUCUCUCCAUCAUGUCCUGCUACAGUAGAGAUGAAAUUACUGUAUAAAAUAAAGAAAGAGAAAGACUGGACAUCUCAACCUGUGCUGAAGAAUCAACAUACACUUACUCUGACUGAUCUCAGAUCAGACACUGAGUAUGAGAUUAAAUGUGCAGCAGUGGGGAAACUCAACUACACUCUUGAAUCUGAUGUCAUGAGAGUUAUCACACAGGGGGAAAAGACCAGUUUAAGUUAUCAAUUAUACAACAUCGAUGAUCUCAUCAACAAAAGCACCUUAAUUGAAAAUGGAAAUCCUGCUCGAUAUCGUCUGAAAUCAACAACAGAUUAUCUGGAUCAAUCUGAAUCAUACAGAAAAAUCACCUUUGGAGAAAGAGACACAGAUAAACCUCAUAAAAUCAUACUGAUAGUGGGAGAAACCGGCACUGGAAAAACAACUCUCAUCAAUACUAUGAUCAACUACAGCUGUGGUGUUCAGAGAGAAGACAAAGUUUGGUUUGAGAUCACAGAUGAUCAGACUGACCAACCAUCAGCUCACAGUCAGACCUCCAUCAUCACUGUCUAUGGUGUUUAUAUACAAGAAACUUCAGUUGAUUUAACAAUCAUUGAUACACCAGGAUAUGGAGACACUCGGGAUAUCAAUCGUGAUAAAAAGAUGGCAGAGAGUUUGUUAUGUGUAUGCACAUCUGAAGAUACAGUCCAUGAAAUCAAUACAGUGUGUCUUGUGGUUAAUGCCCAUCAAAAUCAACUCACUGUUAAACAACGAUACAUAUUUGAUGCUGUCCAGUCUUUAUUUGGUAAAGAUAUUGAUGAAAACAUUGUGUUACUCUUCACACACUCAUAUGGUGCUCGCCCUAAAAAUGCCCUGACAGCCGUCAAAGAAGCUAAAGUCAAGUGUGCUGUAGAUGAGAAGAAUCAGCCGAUCUAUUUUCUGUUCAACAACUGUCAGGAAGAAACAUUUGAUGAAGAAUAUCAAACAUUUGAGGAUCAAUCAUUGGAUCUCAGUUACAGAGGAGUGACAGAGUUUUUCAAGUUUCUUGACAGGACAAGACCAAAAACUUUAAGUCUGACACAUGAUGUUUUGCUGAAAAGGAAGCGGUUGGAUGCAAACAUCUCCAAUCUUCAAUCACGUAUUCAAACGACAGAACUGAAGCAAAAUCAGCUGAAACAAACUCAAGAUGUUGUGGAGAAACAUAAGCACUACGUGAAAGAAAAUAACAACUUUGAGUAUAAAGUUGAAGUGGCUUACAAAAAAUAUAUUGAUAUUGAUCCUACAAUAGCUAAAGAGGCCGUGUGCUGCACCGUCUGUAAGGAGAACUGUUACUAUUCAGACUUCUGGUGGGUGAAAGAUCUCUCAUGGUGUACUGUGAUGAGAAAUUAUCACUGCACAGUGUGCACAAAGAAAUGUCACUACAGCAAACACAUCAGAGGAACAAAAAUGUAUGUCACAAUGAUAAAAGUUGAGACAAGAACUGAUGAAAGUUUAAUGAACCAAUAUGAAAACAUAAUUGGGGAGGAUGAGUCUUUAAUAAAACAACUGCAGGAAGAGCUACAAGAAUUAAAGAAAGAGAAAAUCAAUCUGGUGAAUGAAGCUUUUCAUUGUGUGAAGUCUCUGGAGAUGAUCGCAUUGAUGCCUGAUUCAUUGUUCACACUCCAGCACAUUGAUUUUCUGAUUGAGAUGUUUAAGGAGAUCAAUGAACCUAAAAAAGCUGAAGCUCUGGAGAACAUCAAGAAGAAAGCAGGAGAAGGAAAGAAAGAAGUACUUGAAUAUAUCAAAACAUUUAAUGGGGAAAUAAACAAGAAUGAAGCUUGUUAAACCCUCUUGGAAAUACAACCUCAGCAUGUUUUCUUGUAUGUUUGAUCUCUGGCAUAAAAAGUCAGUAUGCAAAUUUCACAUGCUUGAUGCUUUCAGGCUUUUAGACAUGACAAGAUAAAGUUUCUGUUAUAAAUAGUUUUUUAUUUAAAAGCUUUUAUAAAAUGUGAUAUAAAUGUAAUAAAAUGAUGUGUAUUGAUUGACUGCAUAAUAAUGUUUAUUUUAAAUUGAUGCAUUUGCGAUUAAAAUACUGUAAAAGUUAAAUACUUAGGGGUGGUUUCCCAGACAGGGAUUAUCUUAAUCCGGGACUAGGUCUUAGUUUAAUUAGGAAAUAUAACUAGUUUUAACAAACAUGCCUUUUACUGGCGUGCGUUUUGAUGCAAAACAAAGGGCACCGAUGUAUUUUAAGAUAUGUCAAUUCAAGUUGUUUUCAGUUUGGACAGCUCUUACAUUUAUUUUAGACUAGGACUAGUCUAGUCCUUGUCUGGGAAACCACCACAUGUAUGUUUUGUCCAAUUUAAGAUGCUCUAUCAUAAAAAUGUGUGUCAUAAAAUCUACUGUACUUUAUUGGCAUUAUCAGUAAAAUAGGUGUUAAUCAAGGUAUAGUAGUUUAAUGUAUGUUUGUAUUUUACUGUAAAAUUAAAUACGGUAGAAUGCAGUUUCAUGUUUUUAUUCUGUAGUAAUUAACAUUAUGCAUUUUAAUUAAACCUGACAUAUUAAAGAUAGUUGUUUCCAGACUUUUUUUUACACGAUUGAGUUGUUAACAGUACAGUUGUUGGACCGGUGAAUGUUUCUCAUAUAAAGAGAAAUCUCUUUGAUAGCCUGAUGUUCUGUGAAUGUGUUUUUAAUAUGAUAAGAUUACUAAAAUGAGUUGAUUCAA
Misgurnus anguillicaudatus (oriental weatherfish) is the source of this 4657-nucleotide messenger RNA. Its product is annotated as verrucotoxin subunit beta. The record is from RefSeq and is a predicted model, not a curated record. NCBI's taxonomy places the organism in Eukaryota, Metazoa, Chordata, Actinopteri, Cypriniformes, Cobitidae. Gene Ontology annotation, molecular function: protein binding.